AUGGGUGGUGAUAAUGGCUUUGGUGCAGCAUAUGGUACAGCUAAAGCAGGAGUUGGUCUAUCAAAGAUGGGAGUGUUACGUCCGGAUCUUGUAAUGAAAGCUAUUGUUCCAAUUGUUAUGGCUGGUAUUAUCGGUAUUUAUGGUCUGGUAGUAUCGGUCCUGAUUUCCGAUGGACUGAAACAGAGGAUGGCUUUAUAUACUGGAUUUAUCCAACUGGGUGCUGGUCUAAGCGUAGGAUUGUCCGGACUUGCUGCUGGUUUUGCUAUCGGUGUUGUUGGCGAUGCAGGCGUACGGGCUACUGCACAACAACCAAAGCUCUUUGUUGGAAUGAUUCUUAUUCUCAUUUUCGCUGAAGUCUUGGGUCUUUACGGGUUAAUUGUCGGGUUGAUUUUGAAUACCAAAGCAAGCGGCGGUGAUGUUGGAUGUAGCUGA
Paraglomus brasilianum is the source of this 432-nucleotide messenger RNA. Lineage: Eukaryota; Fungi; Glomeromycota; Glomeromycetes; Paraglomerales; Paraglomeraceae. The record is from the annotation of a GenBank genome assembly.